Molecule: messenger RNA, 2728 nt
Organism: Malaclemys terrapin pileata
Lineage: Eukaryota; Metazoa; Chordata; Testudines; Emydidae
Gene: HECTD3
Product: HECT domain E3 ubiquitin protein ligase 3
Exons: 21
Coding region: 44-2584 (846 amino acids)
Molecular function (GO): ubiquitin-protein transferase activity
Source: RefSeq, a predicted model, not a curated record
CAGGAGGGGCCGAGCCGAGCCGAGCCGGGCCGGGCCGGGCAGGAUGAGCUCCCCCGCCGAGACCCCGCACCAGCUGCUGGGCCGGAUCCGCUGCCUGGCCGAGUGCGUGGGCUGCUUCGGCCGCGCCCGGCCCCUGCCCGCCGCGCUGUGCUACGUGCCCCGCCGGGUGCGCUACAAGCUGUGCCGGGACCCCGCCGCCGCCGGCUCGGGCCGCUCCCUGCUCAGCGUCAGCGAGAGCCCGGCCCGCGCCCGGGGCUGCAAGAAGCUCGCCAAGGUCGCCAUCGAGCUGCGCAAGGGCACGUGCGUGCGGGCCACCGGCGAGGAGUAUUGCAACAGCCAGGGGCUGUGGGUGAAGCUGUGCCAGGAGCAGCUGGAGGAGUACAAGGGCAGCUGUGAGCUGGAGGAAGGCUGGAUCCUGGUGUGCAAACAUGCCGAGGGAGGGGACCGGCUGGUCCCGGUCGAAUCCACCGACAGAAUCCAGAGGCAGCAGCAGCUCUUCGGCGUCGAUUAUAAACCCGUGAUCAGGUGGGAGCAAGUGGUGGAUCUGACGUACUCCCUGCGGCUUGGCGUGAAACCCAAAACCAUGGAGCAGGACGAGGCGGCGGUGCAGAAGCUCCGGUUCGUGCCCCCGACGUGGAGUUACGAGUGUGAUGAGGACCUGGUGCAUUUCUUGUACGAUCACCUGGGGAAGGAGGACGAGAACCUGGGCAGUGUCAAGCAGUAUGUGGAGAGCAUCGAUGUCUCCUCCUACACGGAAGACUUCAACGUGUCGUGUCUGACGGACGGCAACGCGGACACCUACUGGGAGAGCGACGGCUCCCAGGGCCUGCACUGGGUGCGGCUCACCAUGAAGAAAGGCACCAUCGUCAAGAAGCUCCUGCUGACGGUGGACACGACGGACGAGAACUUCAUGCCCAAGAGGAUCGCGGUGUACGGCGGGGAGGGCGACAGUCUGAAGAAGCUGAGCGACGUGGGCAUCGAUGAGAGCUACAUCGGGGAUGUGUGUGUGCUCGAAGACAUGACCACGCACCUGCCCAUCAUCGAGAUCCGCAUCGUGGAGUGCAGAGCAGAUGAUGGGAUCGACGUCCGCCUCCGAGGGAUCAAGAUCAAGUCGUCCCGGCAGCGGGAGCUGGGGCUGAGCGCGGACAUGUUCCAGCAGGCCAGCCUGGUGCGCUACCCCCGCCUGGAAGGGACUGACCCCGACCUGCUGUACCGGCGGGCCGUGGUCAUUCAGAGGUUUAUCAAGCUCCUGGACAGCGUCCUGCACCACCUCGUGCCGGCCUGGGACCACACGGUCGGCACCUUCAGCUGGCUCAAGCACAUCAAGCAGUUCCUGCUGCUGUCCAAGCGACGCACGGCGCUGAUCGCCCAGUGUCUCAAGGACUCGGAGACCAGCAAGCCCAACUUCAUGCCGCGGCUCUACAUCAACCGGCGCCUGGCCAUGGAGCACCGCGACAACCCCGCCCUGGACCCCAGCUGCAAGAACGCCGUCUUCACCCAGGUGCAUGAGGGCCUUAAACCUUCCGACAAGUACGAGAAGCCCCUGGAUUACAGGUGGCCGCUGCGCUACGACCAGUGGUGGGAGUGUAAGUUCAUCGCCGAGGGCAUCAUCGAUCAAGGAGGUGGGUUCCGGGACAGCCUGGCGGACGUGUCUGAGGAGCUGUGUCCCAGCUCGGCAGAGAGCCCCGUGCCGCUGCCUUUCUUCGUCCGCACGUCCAACCAGGGUAACGGCACCGGGGAGGCCAGGGACAUGUACGUCCCGAACCCGUCCUGCAAGGAGUUUGCCAAGUACGAGUGGAUCGGGCAGAUCAUGGGCGCAGCUCUGAGGGGCAAGGAGUUCCUGGUCCUGGCUCUGCCUGGCUUCGUGUGGAAACAGCUGACCGGGGAGGAGGUCAGCUGGAGCAAGGACUUCCCCGCCGUGGACUCCGUGCUGGUGAAGCUCCUGGAGGUGAUGGAGGUGAUGGACAAGGAGACCUUCGAGUUCAAGUUCGGGCAGGAGCUGACCUACACCACGGUGCUCAGCGACCAGCGCAUGGUGGAGCUGAUCCCCAAUGGCGGCAGCACCGUGGUGCGCUACGAGGACCGCAAGGAAUUCAUCCGCCUGGUGCAGAAGGCCAGGCUGGAGGAGAGCAAGGAGCAGAUCGCUGCCAUGCAGGCCGGGCUGCUCAAGGUGGUGCCCCAGGCCGUCCUCGACCUGCUCACCUGGCAGGAGCUGGAGAAGAAGGUGUGCGGGGACCCCGAGGUGACGGUGGAUGCCCUGAAGAAGCUUACUCGGUUUGAGGAUUUUGAGCCGUCGGACACCAGGGUCCAGUACUUCUGGGAGGCACUCGGCAACUUCACCAACGAGGAUCGCAGCCGCUUCCUGAGGUUUGUCACUGGCCGGAGCCGCCUCCCGGCUCGGAUCUACAUCUACCCGGACAAGCUGGGCUCUGAGACGACGGACGCGCUGCCCGAAUCCUCCACCUGCUCCAGCUCCCUCUACCUCCCCAACUACGCCACCGCCAAGGUGUGUGAGGAGAAGCUGCGUUACGCGGCCUACAACUGCGUGGCCAUUGACACGGACAUGAGCCCAUGGGAGGAGUGACACCGCCGCCGUGGGGCCGAGCAGUCCCCUUACCCCUCCCCCUACCCCAGUCACGACUGGCCCCCUUCCCUCGCCCCCGAGAAACGUGUAUUCAAUAAACACCCAGGUCUAGGCUUGGCUCCCCAGGGCGCGGGCCAGAACCAG